Oryzias melastigma (Indian medaka) is the source of this 3182-nucleotide messenger RNA. RefSeq names its product telomere repeat binding bouquet formation protein 1 (gene terb1). Gene Ontology annotation, molecular function: protein binding. Gene Ontology annotation, biological process: meiotic attachment of telomere to nuclear envelope; homologous chromosome pairing at meiosis. The transcript has 18 exons. NCBI's taxonomy places the organism in Eukaryota, Metazoa, Chordata, Actinopteri, Beloniformes, Adrianichthyidae. Bases 315 to 2492 code for a protein of 725 amino acids. The record is from RefSeq and is a predicted model, not a curated record.
AGUCUCCCAGUCUCCCCCGCGCGCCCCAUCCAUCCACAGACUUUAGCAAGAACAGCUAAGUGAUUAAUACUUAUUUUUAUUAAUAAACUUUGGAAUAUUUUAUAGUAAUUGUGAUCUUGGACAAAGAAAAUGGCUUUUUUUUCACAAGUUUCGCGGCCUUCUACUUAAAGACAUAAAUAUUAGCGAGAUCGCUUUAAAAUAGCAACUAUCUUAGCCGUUGUUUAAACAUAUUAGGGUUUACCAAAUUAUAUUUUAAACAUUUCUUAAAUUUAAAAGCCACCUGGGAAAGUGACAGUUUUUCUUCAAAAAAUACUAUGACUUGUGAAAAUAAGCAAAGAAAAAAGAAUGAAAUGGAAAAUAUAGGAGGUUGUAGCACCCGUAACACCACAAAAACAGAUCUCAGCUUGCUGCUUGAGUGUCUGAAGUUUCAGAUGAAGUGUCCUGACUCACAGAAACAAGCCCUUCUAACCAUAAACUCAAUUUGUGAAAACAGAGAGGAUAAUGUGGACCUGUUCAGAGAACUUGGUGGCGUGACCUUUGUGUAUAACCUCUCCAAAACCAGUGUUGUCCAUCCAGAAGUUAAGGAGGCAGCUCUUUUUACACUUGGGACACUUGCAGAAUCUAAUGUAUAUUGCAAGAACUCUUUGUGCAGAAAGGAGAUCUUUACAGAUAUUUCUGGCUGGUUGGUGAAAGAAGACCUCCCGCUGACUCUGAGGAGAGUGACUGUCUAUUUGCUGUUUGUGCUGGUAGCCAACAACAAAUCAGGACAGACUUUAGCUCAAACGACCGGUUGCCUGGAUAUUCUACUAGACCUCUUCAGGAGCACCUUUCCUCUGUCUGCCGAGAACAACUUGAGGACUCUGACUCAGACCUGUCAGCUUUGGGCGUCCGUGUCAAGUGCUCUGUGUGGAUGUGUCAACAAUCCUCAAAAUGAAGAAGCUCAGCGUAUUUGUGUGGCAGCCUUUCCAACAAUCAAAACCUGGCUUCAGCAGAUUUCUCUUCCAUGCACUAAAGUUCUUCAACCCAUUUGUUCCUUCAUUUCCAUGACAGUUGCUAAUAACUGUUGUGUACAGGAGAGUUUCUUUGCCUCGGGGGGUUUAGAAACUCUCACACUUUUACUGAUUCGCUUCACCUCUUCUGCGGAUACAAGCUUGUUGUCCUGCCAGCUGGCUGUGGUUCUUGCUAAGACUCUUUCAGCUUGCAUCACUGAUAACUCUGUGCUGGCCUCGGGUCUGUCUCAGUAUGGCCUUGUCUUCCAUCUUUUCUCUCUGCUGUCAAGUUCAAAAUUAGAGCCUGAGGACAGGCUCUCUGUGUUACUGAACAUCGGGCAAUGCACUGCAGCCUCUGAUGAACACCAGUCUCAGCUGGUUCAGUGUGGAGGUCUGCCCGUUAUUAUAACGUUACUCACUGAAGACACGAACGAAGAAGUCAAAAAAGCUGCUACUUUCAUUUUACAGACCUGCAAACAGGCCACCAUGCGUUUGACAGCACAUGGUAUAACAGGACAACAGGCUGAAGACAAGGAUCCAUGUCCAAACCUUGAAGACUUCAAAAAGUCAGCCAGGGAUCUGCUGAUCAGGAUCAACCGCUUAGAGCAAAGGCAGUUAAAGGAAGACGAGGAAGAGCAGGAAGACAUUGAUCUGCCAUAUCCAGCUGAAAGUCACUGGCAGCUAUCUCAGUCUGCAGCUCUCCCUCCUCCAGUCAAAACCAUCCAUGCGGCGAUGCCAGCACGUGUGAGCAGUGACCACGACGCUGCACUUCAGCCAGUCACAAUCGAGAACUGUAGAAUGAGGAAAACAGCUUUUAAUGUAUUUUCUUUGGAAGAGUUGACUAAAACCAACAAAAGAGAUGUGAUGUGUUCAGUGCGGAGGACUGCUGGAGUCCCACUGCCUUCUAAUGGCCGGUCACUAGAGAGUGGCAGUGAGCCACAAACAGCAAACGGUCUCAUCUUUGAGCCAGUUUCAGCAAAGAAGCAGAAAAAACGAACUGAGAUUAAACCCACUGACGAGUUUCACAGCAAGGAGAUUCGUGAAGUACAAAAGCUACCAACAGAGGAGCCAUCGUUCUCUCAAAUCCGGUGUGCAGGUUGUGUUGUGCCCUUUGAAAAAGUGACGAGUCGUAACUUUGCAUCCCUUCAAAGCUUUUGCCACAGCAGCUGUGACAUGCAUCGGGUCCUCAAAGAGGCCACGGAGCGAUUCAGGAAGGCUUAUUUAAACCGCGUGUUCACAAAAGAGUAUCAGGAUAUCCAGAAGGAGAUCGCAAACAAAAGUCCUGGGACAGUUUCAAAUGCACAAUCUCUAAAAAACUCUCAGAGCUGGAACCUCCUCCUCACAGGUGUCAAUUUGACUCCUUUGCACAGAGGAGUUCAAAAGAAGACAUUAGCCUCCCGCAGCAGAGCCGAUCUACAGUUGACUCCCCUAAAAAGGCCGCGUGCACCUGAAGACAGACGUCCAGCGUCAGAUGUGGGUAGAACGCGUGAAUACUACGCCUGAGCGCCUGGAGCGGACCGGUGCUCUCUGAAAUGUGCUUUUGGCAGCAGACGAACCAAAGAGGGAAAGAAUGUUGACCCGCAGCCAGUGUUCUCACAGCACAGCCCGGAGCUGGUUCAGAGCGCCACCGCUGUAUUAAGCUGUUUCACACUCUAAAUGGCACACGGUGUGUGUGUCUGUGUGCAUUCUUCAGUCAAAGUCUGUGAGAUACUAGCGACCAAUUAUUAUUAUAAUGCUUUUGUUUCAGUGAAAAAAAGAAAAGCCUUGAUUUUGAAAUUUUCUGGUCUGACGUAAAUUUUCGAUAUUUGUACACACCUUUUCAUCUAGUCAUUACAGCUUCUCCUCAUUUUGACGAACACGUUUCACAGUCUUUUGUGACGGGGAACUGCUGUAAUCUUUAGCCGUCUUGCUGGGAUUUAUUGUUUCUUUUUUAUCUCACAUCCUCCUCCUUUCUUCAAUGUACACGUUGUGCGAGUACGACUUUUAUCCAUUUUGCAAUCCAUUUUUUCUGUUGUGGUUUGUUCCUACUGAGCUUAUUUUUGUGUAUUUUAUCAGUAGUUUCACCUUUUUUCUCGGCUUUUCUGUUGGGGCAGUUGUAGCGUUUUCAUUAUUUAUAAUAAAUAAUAUAGUAUGUUUAAGACAUUUGGGAUGUUUGACCAAUUGUGUGAAAUAAACAUGUUUUGUUUACCGUAA